AUCCAAACUAAUAUGUCAACAAUUGAGAAAGCUAUUUAGAAAUUAAGAAAAUUAAGUCAUGAAUUUGAACUUACACAUAAUUCAACUGAAAUACAUUCAAAUGCAUCAUUCUUUGAAGAAGAAAGAAGUUAAGAUUUUUAAGAUAGUGAUUUAUCUUUACAAGAAGACCUAUCAGAUUAAUGGGACAUGUCUUCCAUAUGUACUGAUAAUGUAUAUUAUCGUUAUUUAAAACUUAGUCCAUCAUUCCUUCUUAAACCUCAGAAAAAAUUACAGAUUUAUCCUCUUAAUCCAAUCCUAAUUAAGUUAUAAUGAAUGCCCAUAUUGUCAAAUAAAGAUUUGAAGAUUUCAUUUCUUCAAACAUCAAGAAUAACAAUUCUUAAAUUGGCAAGGGCAUUGCCAUUCACGUGCUUGGACAAGGAUCCAUAGGUAAAUCAAACAAAAAAGGGAAAAAAUUAGAAAAAAGUAAUAUAAAAAAAAUUUAGAAUCUUAAUAAUCAAAUAAAUAAUUUAAAUAAUAUUAAUAAUUCAUAAGAUUAACAAUUGCAACAAUCAUCUUUCUCAAAUUAGAAUACUCAAUAAAAAUUUACUUCAUAAUAGAAUAAAUAAAUUUGUUAGAGUUAAAAAUUUAUAUUAGCAUAUCUUAUGGUAGAAUGUGAUAUCUAGAAACAAGCCCAUUAAAGAGCUUUAAAUUUUAUGCAAAAAUUCAUGCCAGAUAUUAAAAAUAAAGAACUUUUAUUAAAUAUUGAGGAAACCUAUAAAAUUAUGCUUCUUCCAGAUUAAAUUUUAUAUUAGCUUGCUUAAGUUUUAUGUUAAGAAGAACGUCUGUAGCAUUUAAAUCUAUUUUUGCAUCGCCUGAAUUUACCGAACAAUUGUCAUCCAUUAGCUGCUAAGGCAGUAGAUAAGAUAUCGAAACAUUUUAAAGAUAGUUAUUGAAACUCAGGUUUAAGAAUGCAAAAUCAAUGAGAGCAUUAUUACAUAUAUGGCUCUCAUGAGCACAAAU
This is a messenger RNA of Paramecium sonneborni, 999 nucleotides long. NCBI's taxonomy places the organism in Eukaryota, Ciliophora, Oligohymenophorea, Peniculida, Parameciidae. The record is from the annotation of a GenBank genome assembly.